AUGGGGUUGGGACCAUUCUGCCACCUAACUCAAGGAGAUUCCACGUCUUACGAUGUUGUGGUGGUCGGCGGUGGCCACGCCGGGACAGAGGCGUGCGCGGCUGCGGCCCGGAUGGGCGCCCGGACGCUGCUGGUGACGCAAAAGCGGGUCACAAUCGGUGAAAUGUCCUGCAAUCCGUCGUUCGGGGGGAUUGGGAAGGGUCAUCUGAUUCGCGAGAUUGACGCGCUGGAUGGGGUUUGUGGGAGGGCUUGUGAUCGCAGUGGCGUUCAGUACAAGGUUUUGAAUAAAAGGAGGGGGCCGGCCGUUUGGGGUCCGAGGGCGCAGAUCGAUCGUGGGUUGUAUAGGGCGGAGAUUCAGAGGGAACUUGGUGGGACGGAGGGAUUGGAUAUUGUGGAGGCUUCCGUUGAGGAUAUUGUGUUGGAAGGUGGGAGAAUUGAGGGGAUCAGCUUGAAGAACGGUGAUGUGAUCCGUACAAAGUCGUUGGUCAUCACUACAGGGACAUUUCUGAGGGGUCAGAUCAACAUAGGGUUGGAAACGCGUCCGGCUGGUCGGAUCGGUGAUGAACCAGCGAUCGGACUAGCCGCCAGCUUAGAACAGCUCGGGUUCAAGCUAGCCCGGCUUAAGACGGGAACUCCUCCGCGAAUAAAAACUUCCAGCAUCGAUUUCAGCGCGUUGGAACGACACCCGGGGGACAACCCACCGGUGCCGUUCUCGUUCAUGAACGAUCGCGUAUGGCUGCGUGCCGAGGAUCAGCUGGACUGCUUCCUGACGCAUACCAGCCCCGAGGUGAACGAGAUCGUCAAGCGGAAUCUGCACUGCAAUCGGCACGUGACCGAGGAGUUGACCGGUCCACGGUAUUGUCCCUCGAUCGAGUCCAAGGUGCUUCGAUUCGGUGGGAAAACGCAUCAGAUCUGGUUGGAGCCGGAGGGAUUCGACAGUGAGCUGAUCUACCCGAAUGGAUUGUCCUGCACCUUGCCGGAGGAGGAACAGGUCAAACUGGUUCGAUGCCUGCGCGGUUUGGAGAAGGCCGAAGUGGCUCGACCUGGUUACGGCGUUGAGUACGACUUUGUUGAUCCGAGGGAACUCUUCCCGACGCUGGAGACAAAGCGCGUUGGCAGGUUGUUCUUCGCUGGUCAGAUCAACGGAACUACCGGGUAUGAGGAGGCGGCAGCGCAGGGUGUUCUGGCUGGAGCUAACGCCGCUGCAAAGGUUCUCGAACGAGAUCAACUUUUAAUCAGUCGAACCGAGGGAUACCUGGGAGUUCUAGUAGAUGAUCUAACCACACUCGGCACGAACGAACCCUACCGAAUGUUCACGAGUCGGGCGGAGUUUCGACUCAGUCUGCGACCGGACAACGCUGACUUGCGGCUGACGGAGAAGGGUUAUCAACUUGGACUCGUUUCGGAGGAACGCUACCAGCAGAUGGUCACAAUCCGGAGCAAAAUCCGGCGGGCGGUUGAACUUCUCAGUGAUAUCAAGAGGGGGAGCAACACGUGGAAGGAGCAGCUGCGGUUGCCACAGGGCAAGUCCAGCAUCUACAAGAGUGCGUUCGAGAUGUUGGCGGUUUCGGUGGAUGAUGUGAGGACGGAACAGCUGUGCGAGCUGGAACCGACGGUGCUGGGGUGGAUCGCGGAGGAUCGGGUGUUGUGCGAGCGGUUGAAGAUUGAGGCCCUAUACAGUUUGUCCAUUCAAGACCAGAUUAAGGAGGUCGAGGAAGUGCAAAAACACGAGCAACUCCAUAUUCCAAAGUCUAUUGACUAUCUUUCCAAAUCUCUAAAUUUGUCUUUCGAAGAACAGGAGAAACUGGUUCACAUACAACCUCAGACGAUCGCCGCAGCCAGCCGGAUCCAAGGCAUCACUCCGUCAACCAUUGUCCGAUUGGUGAGAUUCGUGAAACAGUACGAGAUGGCUUCCCAAACCCUUCACUAAAAGGAAAACUCCAAAAAUCACUACAAGUCAAACUU
This is a messenger RNA of Culex pipiens pallens (northern house mosquito), 1964 nucleotides long. RefSeq names its product protein MTO1 homolog, mitochondrial. Bases 1 to 1929 code for a protein of 642 amino acids. The transcript is spliced from 5 exons. Gene Ontology annotation, molecular function: flavin adenine dinucleotide binding. NCBI's taxonomy places the organism in Eukaryota, Metazoa, Arthropoda, Insecta, Diptera, Culicidae. Gene Ontology annotation, biological process: tRNA wobble uridine modification; tRNA methylation. Gene Ontology annotation, cellular component: cytosol. The record is from RefSeq and is a predicted model, not a curated record.